CCUCAAUCAUGAAACGGAGCUCUCUCUCUCUCUCCCCCCCCCCCGCCCCCUCAACUGUUCCAACUCCUUCAACGCUCAAGAGCACCGUGCCAUUUUCUCACACGUACCGCUCUCUCUCUCUCUCUCUCUCUCUCUCUCCCUCUCUCUCGUCCUUCUCCGUCACUGCUCUGCGCUUCACAGUCUCCGUCUCUUUCUUUAAAAUUAUAAUCUCUCUCUCUCUCAAUGGAUCAGCCCUAAAUUUCACUUAUUGGUUUGGUAAUCUAAGAGGUAACAUGGAGAUCAGGGCUUUGAAUCGAGCUUGAGCCGAAGCUCUAAUGGAAGGUAUUUGGUAAUUUUCGGAGAUGUCAGUGGCGGAGCUGAAGGAGCGGCAUAUGGCUGCUACGGAGAACGUCAAUAAUCUCAGAGAGCGGUUGAAGCAGAAGCGCCUUCUCCUUCUCGACACCGAUGUUGCGUCAUUUGUGCGGACGCAGGGCCGGAGUGCGGUUACCUUCGGACAGACGGAUCUUGUGUGCUGUAGGACGUUGCAGGGACAUACAGGAAAGGUGUAUUCAUUGGACUGGACUUCUGAAAAGAAUCGAAUUGUCAGUGCGUCUCAAGAUGGGAGAUUAAUAGUGUGGAAUGCUCUAACCAGCCAGAAAACUCAUGCCAUAAAGCUACCAUGUGCAUGGGUCAUGACCUGUGCUUUCUCUCCAAGCGGUCACUCUGUUGCCUGUGGCGGACUUGAUAGCGUGUGCUCUAUCUUCAACCUGAAUUCUGCUACGGACAAGGACGGAAAUUUACCAGUGUCAAAAAUGCUCAGCGGACAUAAGGGUUACGUAUCAUCCUGUCAAUAUGUUCCGGAUGAGGACGCUCACCUUAUAACUAGUUCCGGUGAUCAGACGUGUGGUUUGUGGGAUAUUUCUACUGGCCUCAGAACUUCUGUUUUCGGAGGUGAAUUUCAAUCUGGGCACACUGCGGAUGUAUUGUGUGUCUCAAUAAAUGGAUCAAACUCAAGAAUGUUUGUAUCUGGUUCAUGUGAUUCUACUGCCCGAUUGUGGGACACUCGUGUUGCUAGCCGAGCAGUCCGUACAUUUCAUGCCCAUGAGGGAGAUGUUAACAGUGUGAAGUUCUUUCCAGAUGGGAAUAGAUUUGGAACUGGCUCAGAUGAUGGAACUUGUAGGCUAUUUGAUAUAAGGACUGGGCACCAGCUUCAAGUAUACCAUCAACAGGAGGGUGAUAAUGAUGUCCCACGUGUAACCUCCAUUGCAUUCUCCACAUCAGGGAGACUUCUCUUUGCAGGAAACUCAAAUGGUGAUUGCUAUGUAUGGGACACUUUACUCGCACAGGUGGUUUUGAAUUUGGGAUCUCUUCAAAACUCACAUGAAGGCCACAUCAGUUGUUUGGGCUUAUCAGCUGAUGGAAGUGCCAUAUGUACAGGAAGUUGGGAUACAAAUUUGAAGAUAUGGGCCUUUGGAGGGCAUAGGAGAGUGAUCUAAGUGCCUGGAAAGAGCAGAAUGGCUGUUUUUAAUCUUCCUAGGUUUACCCAGCGCAGCUCAAGACCAUCAGAGUCACCUUGACCUUGGUGCUUCCUUUGUUAUUCUUCGUGUAAGGUGAUGUGGUUUGGAAAACAAUAAUUGUGUACUGUUUUAUUCUUCUCAUUGUGAACACUGAGGAUCCAUUAUUCUAAGAAAGAAAGAAAGAAAAUUACUCUC
Molecule: messenger RNA, 1691 nt
Organism: Malania oleifera
Lineage: Eukaryota; Viridiplantae; Streptophyta; Magnoliopsida; Santalales; Ximeniaceae
Product: guanine nucleotide-binding protein subunit beta-2
Exons: 6
Coding region: 342-1475 (377 amino acids)
Biological process (GO): G protein-coupled receptor signaling pathway
Cellular component (GO): cytoplasm; heterotrimeric G-protein complex
Molecular function (GO): protein binding; signaling receptor complex adaptor activity
Source: RefSeq, a predicted model, not a curated record